AUGCCUCAGAACGAGUAUAUCGAGCGCUGGCAGAAGCAGCAUGGUAAGCGCCUGGACCAUGACGAGCGUGUGCGCAAGCGUCAGGCGCGUGAGGGACACAAGCAGUCGCACGAUGCCCAGAACCUGCGCGGCCUGAGGGCCAAGCUGUACCAGCAGAAGCGCCACAAGGAGAAGAUUCAGAUGAAGAAGCGCAUCAAGGCGCAAGAGGAGAAGAAUGUCAAGUCCGCCGCUCCCGACGAGCCGUCCAAGACUCCUUUGCCCCAGUACCUGCUCGACCGAUCGCAAGCCACCAAUGCCAAGGCCUUGUCGAGUGCUAUCAAGGAUAAGCGCAAGGAAAAGUCAGCCAAGUUUGCUGUGCCUUUGCCUAAGGUUAAGGGUAUCAGCGAGGAAGAGAUGUUCAAGGUUGUCAACACCGGAAAGAAGACCCACAAGAAGUCCUGGAAGCGUAUGAUCACCAAGCCUACUUUCGUUGGCAACGAUUUCACUCGUCGGCCUGUCAAGUACGAGCGGUUCAUUCGGCCUAUGGGUCUGCGUUACAAGAAGGCCAACGUUACUCACCCCGAACUCGGUGUUACCGUUCAGCUGCCCAUCCUCUCUGUCAAGAAGAACCCCAACAACCCUCUUUUCACCCAGCUGGGUGUGUUGACCAAGGGUACUAUCAUCGAGGUCAACGUCUCGGAGCUGGGUCUCGUUACUACCUCCGGCAAGGUUGUUUGGGGUAAAUGGGCACAGAUCACCAACGUGCCCGAGAACGACGGCUGUGUCAAUGCCGUUCUCCUCGUUUAA
Penicillium canariense is the source of this 786-nucleotide messenger RNA. Its product is annotated as rRNA-processing protein NSA2. The record is from RefSeq and is a predicted model, not a curated record. NCBI's taxonomy places the organism in Eukaryota, Fungi, Ascomycota, Eurotiomycetes, Eurotiales, Aspergillaceae. Gene Ontology annotation, biological process: maturation of LSU-rRNA; maturation of 5.8S rRNA. Gene Ontology annotation, cellular component: preribosome, large subunit precursor; nucleolus. The coding region runs from base 1 to 786 and encodes 261 amino acids. The transcript has 5 exons.